AUGGCUUGUGAAUUAUCUGAGUUGAAAAAACCAAUUCAUUUUUUCAAGAUCAUAGUUACUCAAAGUCUUCAUCAAGAAAAGCUCAUGAUACCAAGAAAGUUUGUGAAGAAAUAUGGAGAAUAUCUUCCAAAAGCUAUAUGUCUAAAGACUCCCAAUGGUGCAGACUGGAAAAUUAGUAUAGUAAAAAAUGAUGGAAAGAUAUGGCUUGAAAAGGGUUGGAAAGAAUUUGCAGACUCUCAUUCUCUAUCUCAUGCCCAUCUUCUUGUUUUCAAAUAUGAAACAGCUUCCCAUUUUGAGGUAAGAAUCUUUGAUAUGAGUGCUCUAGAGAUAAAAUAUCCUGAAGUCAAUAAUGAAGAAGAUUGUAGAGCAAGUCAAAAGAGAAAAUCUUACUCCUCCUUUGAAAUUGGAAGUACUAGUUGCGUUAAAAAAGACAAAGGAAAACAAGGGAAUACAGCACUUGAAAGAGCAGAAGAGUUCAAAACAUGCAAUCCAUCAUUUGUUGUUGUCAUGGGUGCAUCUUAUGUUGGAGGCCGUUUUCUUUUGUUUAUACCUUCCAUGUUUGGCAAGGCACACUUUGAUAUGAACAAGGAGAAAGGAUAUAUUUAUUUCCAGGUGUUGGAUCAUGGAUUAGUUUGGCCUGCAAAGUACUCAACCUGCAGAAGGUGCAAUGGAGGAAUAAUGUUUGAAGUUACAAGUGGGUGGAAGGAAUUCUCAAUGGACAAUAGUUUGAAAGUUGGUGAUGUUUGCAAAUUUGAACUCAUUCUUAGAACUAAUAUGACCUUUCAUGUUCACAUUUUUAGAAACACAAAUGAAGUCAACGCAGAUUGUUCAACAACAUCUGCUAGAGUCUCAUUCUUUCUCAUUUCUAUGCCAAUUCCUCUUCUUUUCUCAUGA
Molecule: messenger RNA, 894 nt
Organism: Vicia villosa (hairy vetch)
Lineage: Eukaryota; Viridiplantae; Streptophyta; Magnoliopsida; Fabales; Fabaceae
Product: B3 domain-containing transcription factor VRN1-like
Exons: 5
Coding region: 1-894 (297 amino acids)
Molecular function (GO): DNA binding
Source: RefSeq, a predicted model, not a curated record